AUGCUUUCUGUCAACGCAUUUCAUGACCCUUUCACCACCUGCCUUCCGACGGAAAUCGCGUCACUGAUUUUCACGUUCUGCGUGGAUACCGAACAAGAAAUCGAAAAGCGCAUCCCGCUGGCUCUUUCCGCCGUUUCAAGAAGGUGGCGAGAGAUCGCCCAAUCGACGUCUGCACUGUGGACCUCGAUUCACCUUGAAUUCAACUCAUCUACGAUUCAGUCCUCGCGUGAGGAGAUGCUCCGUCAUUGGCUUCUACAUUCCUCCCAGCGACAUCUAUCGAUCCAUCUCAGCAUCGACUGUGAUACGGAGCAUGCCUUCGAGACACGAGGCUAUCGCACUAUUAUCAAUAUCCUCAAUUCACACUCAUAUCGUUGGGGCAAGCUCUCCCUUCAGAUUCCCCUCCAUCUACUCAAUCUCUUUCGCAGCGAGAUUUGCGGGGCCCCGGCUCUGUACUGGCUUUCUAUAGGGAUUACCUCCAAGGAAGACGACGAAGAUGACGAAGACGACGACAGUGACGAUGCAGAUGAAGACGAUCAGACUGCGAAGUUUGAUCUCGGAGGUCCUCUUCCUGCACCACGAACAGUCUCUAUUUCUUCCUGCAGGUUGGGCAGGAUUCGGAUUGACUGGACGAACGUCACUGAUGUGGACAUGUUCGUCCCUUUCAUUAGUGAAUGUCUCACACUAUUUGCAACAGCGCCUCGACUCCGUGAAUGCGAACUCAUAAACGUCAGAGACGACGACUACAGCGCGGAUCCCAGUACACCCACAUUCACCACCAUCUUCUCAAAUUGCAGGCAGCCACUGGACCCUCUCCAAUCAUUCCUUAUUCGAUCAUCCGCUCCUCUCAAGUUUCUACACAUCGACGAAGGUGACUUCUUCCACUACGAAGACAGUCUCACCAACCUCCUAUGGACGGUACCGAGCCUGGAAGAACUCGAAAUAUUCGGUACCUGCCUUUUCGACGAAUUCUGGGAACUCUUGACAAUCAAUUCAGAGGGGAAUGCCAGAGAAGAGCAAUUUUUGCCGAUGUUGACCAGUCUUACCCUAGACGCCAUAAGCGACAUCGAGAUCGAAUACGAGUUGCAGGAAGUGUGCGAAGCUGAUCGUGGGCUCGGCGUCCCCAAGCGGUUGGACUGGUGUGUAAACAUAGAGAGUGGCCAUGACGAGUAUUAUCUCGACGAAGCGACUCUUCAGUUUUUCGAACGGCUCAUUUCGGAUGGUCUUGACUUCAAGCUCCUUAACUUACAGCCACAGAGUGGAGAUAUGAUAACAUAUUCCAGAGCCUACUACGACGAGAUGAGUGAUCAAUAUCAAUCGCGGAGCGACUCCUAG
Cyclocybe aegerita is the source of this 1332-nucleotide messenger RNA. The record is from the annotation of a GenBank genome assembly. Lineage: Eukaryota; Fungi; Basidiomycota; Agaricomycetes; Agaricales; Hemipholiotaceae.